CUGACGGUGAAAGAGUUCAAGGAGCACAUUGCCCCAUCAGUGGGUAUACCAGUGGAUAAACAGAGGCUGAUCUACCAGGGCAGAGUGCUGCAGGACGAAAGGACUCUGACAGACUACAAUGUGGGUGGAAAAGUGAUCCACCUGGUGGAGCGAGCGCCCCCUCCACCCUCACAGCCCGGCUCAGGGUCAGGAGGCUCUUCAGCUGAGAGUGGGCCAUCUUCUUCCUCCCAGGGAACAUCGCAAGUGCCUCCACACGAUCGCAACGCUAACAGCUACGUAAUGCUUGGCACAUUCAACCUCCCUGUCAACAUCAUGGAUCCCCAGCAAAUACAGGUUGGUCUGCUUUAUCUUCUCAA
Molecule: messenger RNA, 356 nt
Organism: Neolamprologus brichardi
Lineage: Eukaryota; Metazoa; Chordata; Actinopteri; Cichliformes; Cichlidae
Source: RefSeq, a predicted model, not a curated record